Nothoprocta perdicaria is the source of this 2941-nucleotide messenger RNA. Its product is annotated as solute carrier organic anion transporter family member 1A2-like. Gene Ontology annotation, biological process: bile acid and bile salt transport; transmembrane transport; sodium-independent organic anion transport. The coding region runs from base 160 to 2487 and encodes 775 amino acids. The transcript is spliced from 17 exons. The record is from RefSeq and is a predicted model, not a curated record. Gene Ontology annotation, molecular function: protein binding; bile acid transmembrane transporter activity. Gene Ontology annotation, cellular component: membrane. NCBI's taxonomy places the organism in Eukaryota, Metazoa, Chordata, Aves, Tinamiformes, Tinamidae.
URCUGUGAAGUGGAAGACGCUGACCUGCUGCAAGGUGCCUUAGUGUCCAAGUGCUGCCUGAACACGAUAUCUGAGGCGAAAAAGAGGAAAUUAACCUAUACCCAUUGCAGCAUAAGGACAAUUCAGAAACAGACACUGGAAUUGCUUCAACAAAGCAAAAUGAAAGAAGCUCAGAARCCAGGUGCAGGAGAGAAAUUCUGCUGCAUUUCCAAGCUUAAGAUAUUUCUGCUGGCGCUAUCAUUUGCAUAUGUUGGCAAAACCAUGUCGGGUGCUUACAUGAACAGCAUGUACACACAGAUAGAGAAGCAGUUUAAUAUUCCAGCUUCUUUAGUGGGGAUCAUUAAUGGAAGUUUUGAAAUCGGCAACUUGCUGCUGAUAGCAUUUGUGAGUUACUUUGGAGCAAAGCUUCAUAGACCAAGAAUAAUUGCCUUGGGCUGCACAGUUUUGUCAUUUGGCUGUCUUUUAAUAUCACUUCCACAUUUCCUAAUGGGACAGUACCAUAUUGAAAGUAGCAUUUCACCAUCUGAGAAUUCUUCAGUUAUGCCUUUGNAUUGGUACCAUAUUGAAAGUAGCAUUUCACCAUCUGAGAAUUCUUCAGUUAUGCCUUUGNUUAGACUGAACUCUAUGGAGUCCCUUAAUAGAAAGUGGAAGGAGACUACAGAGAACUUUCAGAGCGUGUCCCUUGCUAUAGAGAUGUUCAUGCUCUUUGCUGUAGAUUGUGAAAAAGAGCCUGGAUCCAAGUUGUGGGUAUUUGUGAUGAUUGGAAACAUAAUACGAGGAAUGGGUGAAACUCCCAUCAUGCCUUUGGGCAUUUCAUAUUUGGAGGAUUUUGCCAAANUUAGACUGAACUCUAUGGAGUCCCUUAAUAGAAAGUGGAAGGAGACUACAGAGAACUUUCAGAGCGUGUCCCUUGCUAUAGAGAUGUUCAUGCUCCUUGCUAUAGAUUGUGAAAAAGGGCCUGGAUCCAAGCUGUGGGUAUUUGUGAUGAUUGGAAACAUAAUACGAGGAAUGGGUGAAACUCCCAUCAUGCCUUUGGGCAUUUCAUAUUUGGAGGAUUUUGCCAAAGCAGAGAAUUCACCUUUUUACUUGGGGUGUCUACAYACAGCAACUGUGAUUGGACCAUUCAUUGGUUUCUUGUUGGGAUCAUUCUGUGCAAAACUGUUUGUGGAUGUGGGAUCAGUAAAUGCAGAGGACAUAGCUAUAACAGUUACUGAUGCCCGUUGGGUUGGUGCGUGGUGGCUGGGCAUUUUGAUUUGCGCCUCACUGAAUCUCCUCGCAGGAAUACCUUUUUGGUUUUUGCCCAAGACCCUUGUGAAGGAAGGAGAAACCAAAGAAUCKGAAGAGCUCAGYAAAAAAAGUGUAGUACUAUUGCAAGAAAAUGAUAAAAAUGAAGCCAAGCAGAACAUGUAUGAGAUUGCUAAAGAUUUCAUACCGUACCUCAAGGCUCUGUUUCACAAUAGAGUAUAUAUGUUAUUUAUAUGCAUAACCGUGUUACAGUUCAGCGCAUACAAUGGCAUGAUAUCCUUCAUGCCAAAAUAUUUGGAACAGCAGUUUGGAAAAUCUGCAUCGGAUGCCAUCUUUUUAAUUGGUGUUUACAACUUACCAGUUAUAUGCAUUGGAUAUUUUUUUGGAGGCUUGUUCAUGAAGAAGUUCAAAACAAAUACCUCUCAGGCUGCAACCAUAGCGUUUUGGAUAUCUUUAUUGGAAUACCUUCUCUACUUUAGUGCCUAUUGGACUAUCUGUGAUGCUUCUCCAGUCGCUGGCUUAACAGUUUCAUAUGAAGGGAGAGAGCAUGUUUCAUAUACAGAAAAUACUCUCCUUGCUGGCUGCAACAAUGAUUGUAAUUGCACACUGAAAAUAUGGGACCCUGUCUGUGGGGAUAAUGGAGUCACUUAUGUGUCGCCUUGUCUUGCUGGGUGCAAAGCCUCAACAGGGACUGGAAAACAUAUGGUAUUUGAAAACUGCACCUGCAUUGCAGCCUCAGGAUUUUCAUCUCAAAAUGUCUCUGCAAUUCUGGGCCAGUGUGACAAAGAAGAAAACUGUGACAAGAUGCUUCAUUAUUUUUUAAUAUUGUCAUUAGUCUGCAGCUUCAUUUUUUCCUUAUCAGCCAUGCCUGGGUAUAUGGUCUUAAUAAGGUCUCUAAAGCCUGAAGAAAAAUCAUUAGGAGUGGGUAUCCAUGGACUGGCUUCAAGAGUAUUUGCUGGAAUUCCAUCUCCCAUUUAUUUUGGAGCAUUGAUAGACACCACUUGUUUGAAGUGGGGUACGAAGAGCUGUGGAGGAGAAGGAGCAUGCAGGAUGUAUGACAUUGUCACUUACAGAUGGCUCUACCUGGGUCUGCCAGCAUUAUUACGUGGAGUGUCCUAUAUCCCAAGUGUAUUCAUUCUCCUUAUUUUAAAGAAGAAACUUAAAUCCUCUGAAAGCAAAGUCUUAAUAAAUCCACCAGUGGAAAUGCAGACUAAAGAAGAAGAAAACGAAUCACUAAAAUAGCACUUCAAGCAGGACAUAUCAUGGAAAAAAAAAAAUUACAGUGUAAAUCUUGGACCUAUCUUUGUGACAAAUUUGUUAUUUGUACUAGCGAACUCCUGGACAGACAUUAACAGAAUUACAUCCAGUUAUAUCCUAAUUCUAUCCUGAGAAAAAUAUUAGUUCAUGAACGGAGGUUCCAUAAAAAGAUGUGUUUUGUGCAAAAGAGCCAGGAGUAGAAAGAAGUAUGAAAACUUAAAAAAUGCCAGGGUUGAGACAUUUGAGUAAAGGGCAGUGAGGCAAAAACGUGUAUUUUGAAUCCUGGUUUCCCGGAGUUAGAGUUUUGCACCAGACUCUAGAGAAGCGUAAUUUCAUCCUGUAACUCCCUAGCAGGUUCUGCCACAGCCUCUCUCAUUGACUAUAGACACCUCACAAAGCUUCUCUGGGCUUCAGGAUACCAUUAAAUGAUUUAAUUAUA